Messenger RNA from Sorex araneus (European shrew), 2123 nucleotides. It is a transcript of the gene COPZ1, whose product is annotated as COPI coat complex subunit zeta 1. The transcript is spliced from 9 exons. Gene Ontology annotation, biological process: intra-Golgi vesicle-mediated transport; retrograde vesicle-mediated transport, Golgi to endoplasmic reticulum; intracellular protein transport. Gene Ontology annotation, cellular component: COPI vesicle coat. Lineage: Eukaryota; Metazoa; Chordata; Mammalia; Eulipotyphla; Soricidae. The record is from RefSeq and is a predicted model, not a curated record. The coding region runs from base 65 to 598 and encodes 177 amino acids.
CGUAGGUCCAAUCAGCGGCGGCGUUGCUUUUGCGACUCCACGUCGGCACCAGCUGCGGGGCAAGAUGGAGUCGCUGAUCUUGGAACCCUCCCUGUACACGGUCAAGGCCAUCCUCAUCCUGGACAAUGACGGAGACCGACUCUUUGCCAAGUACUAUGACGAGACCUACCCCAGUGUCAAGGAGCAAAAGGCCUUUGAGAAGAACAUUUUCAACAAGACCCACCGAACCGACAGUGAAAUCGCCCUCCUGGAAGGGAUGACAGUGGUCUACAAGAGCAGCAUCGAUCUCUAUUUCUAUGUGAUCGGCAGCUCCUACGAGAAUGAGCUGAUGCUCAUGGCUGUCCUGAACUGCCUCUUCGACUCCCUGAGCCAGAUGCUGCGGAAAAAUGUGGAGAAGCGAGCCCUGCUGGAGAACAUGGAGGGGCUCUUCUUGGCUGUGGAUGAGAUCGUAGACGGCGGGGUGAUCCUGGAGAGUGACCCCCAGCAGGUGGUGCACCGGGUGGCACUAAGGGGUGAAGAUGUGCCCCUCACGGAGCAGACGGUGUCUCAGGUGCUGCAGUCAGCUAAAGAACAGAUCAAGUGGUCGCUCCUGCGGUGAAGAUGCCCCGUGCCCGGCUCCCGCACCCUCCCAACACUCCACACGUCUGCUGUGACUUCUCAUCCAGACCCUCAACUGAUGCUCUCAGGGUCCUCUCUGGGAUUAGAGGGACCCUUAAUCCCCCCACUCCACUGGGUGGUGGUUUGCCCCCCCCCCACCCCGGCUCCCGUUCCUCCCCUGUGUGUGUGCUGUUCUGCGGUAAAGCUCCCGGUGGAGCUGGGCACACGCGGCCUCGGAGGCACCUCUCUCCUUGGACACUGGAUUUUGCUCCCAAACCUUCCUACACCACCGCCGCCCCCCACCCCGAAAAAAAAAAUCUUACUCCUCAACUUCUGUGCCCUUUGCUGCAGCUACACUUCAGAUCAAAGCAGGAGAAAGAAUGUGCUGAGUGUUUUCCUCCCUCUGCCUUUGCCAUCCCAGCAGCCCAUAUGUCUGUCCGGCCGGAGAGAGAAUUCCUCUCCGGGAAGGGUGGGGGGAGAGGCCGGGCCAGUCUCAGCCGCAGGCCCGCUUCACUGGCCUCGUCCUUUUCUCCCACGCCUUCUUUCUGCGCCCCGCGAGCAGCAGGCAGGGGACAGAGUGGAGGCGCGGGGACUGAAACUAUUGAAGGGGCCUGGUGCGAAUUCUGCAUUUCAGGCGCAGCUGCAUUCUCUCCCCCAUCCCGGUUUCUCGCGUCAGAACUGCUGUAGUCUGGGAGGUGGCCGAGGGAGUGUCCGUCUUCUCGCCCACCUUUUCUGCCAGUUGGGAUCUCUGCCCGACUUGUCCUCUCUCUGGGCCCUGGAGCCGAGCCAGUCCCCUGGACUGAAGCCCCACUCCAGUCUUGGGAGGAAGAGGAGUUUCUGCUCAGAACCGGGGGAGAGACUGAAAUUUAUGGCUUGGGCCUCUGGGCGCCCCCAGGCCCCGCGGCUCCCCCACAUGCUUGCGUUUCUCUCCUCUGCCGGGCCGCAGGCUCCGCUGCUGCUGCUGGAAGGAGUCUCCACACUACCUCAGCCUGACAGCUGGGCCCGGCCCGGCUAGGUUGCUGAGAGGUGAGGUGCCUUUCUCUCCAAGGCCCGGCACUGGCAUUUCCCCAAGAAGCAGGAGAAUGGAAUACUCACUCUCGGCUCUGAUCACACGCACACACUCUCUCUCACACACACACACACACACACACACACACACGCAUACACACACACACACGCAUACACACUCACACACACGCACACACUUUCUGGAGACCUCAGCAUUCUACCCCACCCACAUAAACCACACACACACACACACACACACUCUCUUCCCAGAGACCUCAGCAUUCUACCUUACCCACAUAAACCACAGACACACACACACACUCACACACACACACUCUUCCCGGAGACCUCAGCAUUCUACCCCACCCACAUAUUGCCAGUCCUUCGUGACUGAAGGGGGAGUGGUGGGCACAUUGAGGAGGCCUUUUUGUGCAAAAGAGAUAGUCCAGAGUCAGGAGCUCGCCCCCUUCGUGUACUGCGCUGUGCAGAGAGGAAUAAAACAGGUUUCUUUUUCCAAA